This is a messenger RNA of Saccostrea cuccullata (small rock oyster), 552 nucleotides long. RefSeq lists its product as uncharacterized. Lineage: Eukaryota; Metazoa; Mollusca; Bivalvia; Ostreida; Ostreidae. The record is from RefSeq and is a predicted model, not a curated record. The coding region runs from base 82 to 552 and encodes 156 amino acids. The transcript has 4 exons.
CGUUAAAAUGUUGCUUUCAGCAUAAUGUUAGUUUUUAUCACUGCAUUGAAACGUAGAAAGACGUUUAUGUAAAUUUCAGAUAUGUUUUAUUGUACUGAAUUUGUCAUUCUCCAGAGUGCUCUUCAACUGGUUGAAAAACAGGAAAAAUUGUCCAUUGGCAAGGCUAAAGUCAAUCAACCAGUGUGUAUAGUAAAACUAGCCGUAGAGGAGAUUGUGAGGGGACUGGAAGAGGACAAUGAGCCAGAGGAUAAGCUUUGGUGGAGUAAGAGGGUUCAUUCCGUGAUUUUGUACAAGGUUCAGGCUUCACAUUAUAAGAAAUUGCCAGAUGAGGCCACUGCUUGCUCAGUGCAGGAGGUUACAGACAUCUUCCAAGAUGGAUGGAUGGAACCAAAAAAGGUUGACAGUCAAGAUGUCUUGUCAGACAUUUUGCCCUCUAUCAGCAGGUCGCUGUACUUCAGUCUUGUGAAGGAGUGCUGCUGGCAUGGAUUCCUGACAGAGAUUGUUACAUUUGUUUCUAAUGCUGCUUGUGAUGGAGAUACAAUCAUUUUCUGA